UGAAAGCAGCCUGAGUUGAGAGGUCGAGGCUGUACUAUUUGACUUUACUAGGCGGCUGAAAUCGUUUCGAGUGAACGUUUAACGGUUUUCGUGAAUCCCCGAGGCAAGUCUAGUCUUGUGGAUAGUGGAAACUGUAAAAGGAGUGUGGGCUGUUUGUUUAUCUGCUUCCUGCUGAAACCUGAGGAUGAAGCCUGUGAUUGUGGUGCACGGUGGAGCAUGGGCCAUACCGGACACAUUAGCCGAGGCAUCUGUGGCUGGGGUAAAGGCUGCUGCUCUGGCAGGGAGCGUGGUUCUGAACAGAGGGGGCAGCGCGCUGGAUGCUGUUGAAGAUGCUGUGAGGAUGAUGGAGGAUGAUCCGGUUUUUGAUGCUGGUCAUGGAGCUGUGCUGAAUACUGAUGGAGAAGUGGAGCUGGACGCCAUCAUCAUGGAGGGAGAAACACUGGCCGCCGGAGCUGUUUCCUCAGUUAGAAACAUUGCCAAUCCUGUUAGCCUCGCCCGUGCCGUGAUGGAAAAGACUGAUCAUGUCAUGUUGACAGGCAGAGGGGCAAACCUGUUUGCAGAAAGCAUCGGGGUGCCUACACUGCCCACAGACGCACUGGUGACUGAGGAGGAGAGGAAAGAAUGGGAACACCGCUGUAAGAAGUAUAUUGUUGGUGUCAAAGAGCUCUUUAACUCACAAUGGGGCCAUGACACAGUUGGAGCUGUGGCGCUGGAUUCCUUCGGUAAUGUCGCCUGUGCAACUUCAACAGGAGGAAUCAGGAACAAAAUGGUGGGAAGAGUCGGAGAUUCUCCAGUUAUAGGAUCAGGUGGAUAUGCAGACAAUAAGACUGGCGCAGUGUCCUGCACUGGUCAUGGCGAGUCUAUUCUGAAAGUCACCUUAGCCAGGCUCAUCCUCUUUCACAUGGACCAAGGACGGACAGCUUCGGAAGCAGCUAAUUCCUCUCUGCAGUACAUGGGUGAGCGUGUGCAGGGUUGUGGGGGGGCUAUAGUCGUGUCCCCCACGGGAGACUGGACCGCCACAUUCACCACAGAGCGCAUGGCCUGGGCAGCUGUCGAUGAGAACGUUCUCUACUAUGGUUUGAAUCCUAAAGAAGAAUUAAAAGAAUCAUUGAAAUAACACAUUUAUCAUAGUUUUAUAUUUUUACUUUAACAAUACUAAUUUGUUUUUUUUUUUUUUCAAGAAUCAUAAUUCACAGUUUUUAGAAAGUUGCUGUGCAUUAUUAAUCUUUCACACGUUUACAUCAACUGUAUUUAGUUAUUUUGAUUGAGGCUUUCUGUAGUUAGCUUAAUCCAAGCUAUAAAUCCAUCAUCUUCAUUCUAAAUCAUGUUUAUUCUUAAUACUCUAAAUUCUGUGGUGACUGUGAUGUCUAUGAAAUGCUUACAAUAACAAAGUUCACAGAGAAAAAUGCUUUAGAAUUGUUAAUAAAACACAACAUAAUUUA
Messenger RNA from Colossoma macropomum (tambaqui), 1442 nucleotides. Its product is annotated as isoaspartyl peptidase/L-asparaginase. Gene Ontology annotation, molecular function: asparaginase activity. Lineage: Eukaryota; Metazoa; Chordata; Actinopteri; Characiformes; Serrasalmidae. The transcript is spliced from 7 exons. The record is from RefSeq and is a predicted model, not a curated record. Bases 185 to 1117 code for a protein of 310 amino acids.